Molecule: messenger RNA, 3809 nt
Organism: Peromyscus leucopus (white-footed mouse)
Lineage: Eukaryota; Metazoa; Chordata; Mammalia; Rodentia; Cricetidae
Gene: Lactbl1
Product: lactamase beta like 1
Exons: 8
Coding region: 1-1875 (624 amino acids)
Source: RefSeq, a predicted model, not a curated record
AUGGGUAGCAGCUCCAUGAGGGUGGAGAUCCCUGAAGCUGACUCCCUGCCUCACCCCAGGAACCUGGCACAGUGCCUCGUGCCUGGUGGCCGCUCAGGAAAAAGGUUCAAGAUCAGGAACCUGGAGGUGCGGGAGAGGCCGGCCUGCUACCAGCCCCGUCUCCUCAAAGGGAAAAAGAAAUGUUUUUUGCAGGCCCUCAGCGCCUUCCUCUUCCUGUUCUCAGUGGCCAUGACUGGCUGCUUCCUAUGGCAGUACCACCUCCCCAAGCUGCAGACCGGUUCCUUGAAGCCAGCGGUGACCCCAGCCCCGGUGAAGAUGUGUCCCCGGCACCCUGAGCUUGUGCCUCUGGUUCACCCCCUCCCGGUGCUGAAGGAGGCCUUGGAGAAGGUGGAUGGAAUUCUGCGCAAGGCAAUGCUGGCCCCAGGCCUGGCUGCCAUGUCCGCUCUUGUCAUCCACAACGACACCGUGCUCUGGACUGGGAACUUCGGAAAGAAGAACAGCUCAGAUCCAAAUUCUGGAACCCCUAAUGAGUAUACUAUGUACCGGAUUGCCAGCAUCUCCAAGCUCUUUCCCGUGCUUAUGCUGUACCGCCUGUGGGAGGAGGGCAUCGUGGCCUCCCUGGACGACCCUCUGGAGCGCUAUGCCAGCACCUUCUCCAUCAACAACCCGCUGGGCAAGGCCCAAGACCCCGAACCACAGGGCCCAAUGGGGGAAUUUGAAGAGAUGGGCUCCCUCCCGAGGCCUUCUUCUGUCACUCUGCGGAGAAUGGCCAGUCAGCUGUCAGGACUUCCCCGAAGGCUGCGGGGCACUUCGCUGCUGUGGAGAGGCAGCACCCAGGAGGCUCUGAGCCUGCUCAGGGAUGAUGUCCUGGUGGCUGACCCAGGAACCAGAUGCCACUACAGCACGCUGGCCUUCUCGCUCCUGGCCCAUGUGCUGGCUGCGCACACAGCACAGGGCGACUUCGAACGCUGGGUAACUGAGCAGGUCCUGGAGCCGCUGGGGAUGAGCGACACUGGCUUUGCACUGACCGGAGCUGUGCGCUCUCGCCUGGCUGCCGGCUUCUAUGGCAGCGGCCGGUCCGCGCCACUCUAUGAUCUGGGCUGGUACCGGCCAUCGGGCCAGAUGUACUCGACGGCUGCAGACCUGGCCAGGCUGGCGGCCGCGCUACUGGGUGCAGGACCCCGAUGGCUGCUGCGGCCCGACAGCCUGGCCACACUGCUGUCACCGCUGCGCGCCUGUGCCCACGGCUACUUCGCUCGCGAAACCGGCACACCUUGGGAGUUCCACGAGCGGCGCGGAUACCGAGUGGCGCGCAAGGACGGCGACCUGGAUGGCUACGCCGCCAGCCUGGCACUCGUGCCACCGCUGCGCUUAGGGUUUGUGCUGUUGCUGGCUGGGCCGCGCCCACCCACGCAGGACCUGGUCGCCGACGCCCUGGACAUGCUGCUGCCUGCUCUGGAGCGCGCGUUGCGCGAUGCUAAUCGCGCCCCCGCGCCCCCGCCCCGCGCGCGCCCGUUCUCUGGCUUCUUCACCUUCGCCAAUCGCACUUUCUACGAAGUGCGUGCCGCGGGGCCGCGGGGCGAGCUGCGCUUGCGCCAGUUUGGGCCGCGCGUGGAGGCGCUCGUGCCUGCUGCCUUCCGAUCGCUCGCCCUGCGCCACGUGCGCGGCCGCGUCUUCCAGCUGCACGUGGCGCGCGAGUUCCCAUGCACGCUGCCGCUCGCAGAUGCCUGGCUGUCUCUGGAGGCGCAGCACGGGCAGCUGGUGCGUUUCUACCCCUUGGAUCGCCACGGGCUGGCGCCAGGCUUCGACGUGCCGGGACUCAACACUUAUGGCGUGCUACGCUUGCAGCGCAGGCCGGUGUUCGGCUCCCAGUAAGCUGGGUAUUCCCCCCUCCCCCUGCGCGUGAGCCCCCACGCACGCGCCCACCCAUGACUUUGCAUUGCCCAGGCAUGCAACCCUCUUUAUGUCUUCAGCCUGUCCUUACCGGCCUGCAGCUCUCCUCUGCAUGAUGUCUCUCCAGCUCCAGUCUUGCCCUUCCUCCAGCUUCCCACCCGAGGUUGGCAGGGAGGCCUGCCAGAGAACACAAUAGUUGACAAAGUGGGGUCUUUCUUGGAUAGCUGCUGGUUUCAAACUGCCCUUACUCACCUGGGAGGAAAAGUUAUACAGGACUUUACAGUAAGCAUUUGAACACUUAGGCAUUGCCCCGCCACGGUGAUAUACAGGCUAGUCCUUGGGAGAAUCAGGAGUUUGAGGCCAGCUUGGAAUGCAGGAGACCCUGUUUCAAAAACAAUGAAAUACUGAAACUUUUUUGUGUGUCUGUUGAAACAAAUACAAAAUAUGAUCGGUGUUGUCUUUUAAAAAGCACUCUUACUGGGCUGGGAGUGUAGCUCAGAAGGUAGAGAGCUAGUGCAAGGCUGCAUGAACACGGUGUGGUGGUGGUACAUCCCUGUACCUCCACUGUUGGGGAGGUGGAGGUAGGAGAGUCAGGAGGUCCAGGCCAGCCUGGGCCACAUGAGACGCUGUUUAAAAGGACAACAGUUGUUUUGCUUGUAAUUGAGUUACAAUUUGCCUAACAUUAAAGGCACCAUUAGGUACAGUUUGUUUAUAUAUUUAUUUAGUGGGGCUGCGGAUAGAACCCAGGGCAUCACAUGCUAGAUAAGUGCUCUACCAACUGAGCUACAUUCCCAGCCUGAGUUUGGACAAUUUAGAGAAAUAGUUAUACCCAUCACCAUAGUCAAGAUCCAUGAGAUUUCCAUCACCCCCAAACUACCCCCCUACUAUUGCUCUGCAGUCAGUCCCCUCCCCCUCCUCCCUCCCCUAGCCCCAGGCAACCACGGAUGGGCCUCCUGUUAUUUAGGAUUAGCUGGGCCUGCUCUUGAGUUUGGUGUGAAUGAGUUCACACCGUGGAGGUUGUGUGUGCAUCUCCUUGGGUACAGUGUGCUGUUUUUGAGGUCCAAGUCUUUACGUGCAUCCAUAGCUCAUUGCUUUUUAUUCCACGGUAUGGCUGUGCCGCUUUAUUUAUCCUUGUGUCCGCUGAUGGGCACUGGGUUGUUUCCAGAUGGAGGUUGUUAGGAAAAGAUGUUUGUGCAAGUUCCUCCUCUGUGCAGGGCUUUCAUUGCCCUGGGUAAGUUUCCAGAUGCCAGGCACUUUUCCGAAAGCCUUGUACCACGUUCCAUCCCCACGUGGAAGUGUGUGGUGGUUCUGUUGCCCACGUAUGUGGCCACACUUGGCUCUGUCAGCCUUUUAAUUUUAGCCACGCUGGUAGUUCUGAAGGCAGCAUAUCUCACUGUGGUUUUAACUAAAUUCUAUUUAUUGAAUUGUACAAGAUAUAUAUGUAUAUAAGAUAGCUAUCUAUAUAUACACACACUAUCUCUCUAGAUACAGUUCUCCCCACUCUGGAUUGAUUUUUCAUUUUCCUUUUUUAUAUAAGUCAGUAUUUAUAUGUGUAUUUUGAGACACAAUCUCCUGUAGUCAAGGCUGCCUUGGAACUCAGAAUGUAGCCCAGAGUGACCUUGAACUUGUGAUUCUCCUGCUUCCACCUUCUGAGUGCUAAGAUUAUAGACAUGUGCCAUCACACCUGUUUAUGAAGUGCUGGGUACAAACCCUCAGGGUUCUGUGCAUGCCAGGCAAACUGUUCUGUUUGGGCUACACUCCCAACCCCUGUUCUUUGUAAGUUUCAAAAACAAUGUUCACAUGUGUAUAUGGUAGUUUGGGUUAUGUCCUCAUGAACGUAGAGUCCCUGGGAGACCAGAAGAGGGUGUCAUGGGUAGGAUGCUGUGAACUUGUGGGUGUGGGUGCUGAGAACUGAA